Messenger RNA from Venturia canescens, 645 nucleotides. RefSeq lists its product as uncharacterized. The transcript is spliced from 3 exons. Bases 1 to 645 code for a protein of 214 amino acids. NCBI's taxonomy places the organism in Eukaryota, Metazoa, Arthropoda, Insecta, Hymenoptera, Ichneumonidae. The record is from RefSeq and is a predicted model, not a curated record.
AUGUCUUUCGUGAAAUAUUUAACUAUUGCUUCGAUUUUAAUAGUCAAUCUUUGGGAAAUCGAGGCUCAUGGGAGAGUGAUGGAUCCUGUCAAUCGGAGUAGCGCCUGGCGGAAGAAAUUCCCUGUUCCUCCUAAUUUCGACGAUACCGGAAUCUACUGUGGUGGAUUCGGGGUACGAAAUAUUCAGAAUAAGGGCAGAUGCGGUGUGUGUGGUGACGUUUUUUCCAUGCCUCAACCGCGUGAAAAUGAAAAUGGUGGUAAAUACGGGAAAGGCAUAAUUGUGAAAACAUACCAAGCCGGAUCAACGAUCAAAGUAGACGUUGAGUUGACUGCUAAUCACUUCGGUUUCUACGAGUUUGCACUAUGCCCCUUAAAAGACAAAAAACAAUUGGAAACCGAAGAAUGCUUCGCCAAGUAUAAGCUCAAGCUCGCCAACGGUGAGUACCGACAUAAGGUCACUGCAGGAAAGCUAGGACAUGAGUAUAUCCCGCUCCAACUUCCGGCCGGUCUGACUUGCAAUCAUUGCGUUCUUCGGUGGCAAUACACCGCUGGUAACAACUGGGGCAAUUGUCCGAAUGGUGAAAAUCGUAAAGGAUGUGGUAACCAAGAAACUUUCCGAACUUGUUCCGACAUCGCGAUUCAAUAA